Rotaria sordida is the source of this 1941-nucleotide messenger RNA. Lineage: Eukaryota; Metazoa; Rotifera; Eurotatoria; Philodinida; Philodinidae. The record is from the annotation of a GenBank genome assembly.
AUGUCAACAUCAAUACUUAAUGCUAAAGAUAUUGCACAAUGGCUUGGUUGUUCUACACAUACAACCUUUAAUUUUCGACCAAAUAUUCGACCUAUUCAACUUGAUUUACAUAUUCAAGAUUUCAAUAUGACACAUAAUGCAUCACGUUUAAUUGCAAUGACAAAACCAGUUUAUCAAAUAAUUGAUCGUCAUUCAUCAAUAUAUCCAGUAAUUAUUUUUGUUUCAUCAAAAAAUUUAUCACAAUCAACAGCUAUUGAUAUCUUAACAUUAGCUAAUACUGAACAAAAACAAAAUCGAUUUUUACAUAUUUCAAUAAAUGAUAUUCAAUUAUAUAUAGAACAAAUUGAAAAUCAAAUAUUAAAACAAACUAUUUUACAUGGUAUUGCUUUUUUACAUGAAGAUUUAAAUACAAAAGAUUGUUCUCUAAUUCAACAAUUAUUUACAUCUGGUGCUAUACAAAUUUGUAUUGUAUCAUAUAAUAUGUUAUAUACAUUAAAAAUUUAUUCAUAUUUGGUUAUUAUUAUGGAUACACAAUAUUAUUAUAGUAAAAUACAUACAUAUGAUGAUUAUUCAAUAAAUGAUAUUUUACAAAUGAUAAGUCGAUCGAAUAUUUCAUUAAAAGAAAAUAAAACAAAAGUUAUAUUAAUGUGUUUAUCAUCUAAAAAAGAUUUUUAUAAAAAAUUUCUUUAUGAAUCAAUACCUAUUGAAUCUCAUCUUGAUCAUUAUUUACAUGAUUGUUUUAAUGCUGAAAUUGUUACAAAAACUAUUGAAAAUAAACAAGAUGCUAUUGAUUAUUUAACAUGGACAUUACUUUAUAGACGUAUGACAUUAAAUCCAAAUUAUUAUAAUUUACAAAAUAUUUCACAUCAAUAUUUAUCUGAUCAUUUGUCGGAAUUAGUUGAAAAUACAUUAUAUAAUCUCGAACAAUCAAAGUGUAUUACAAUUGAAAAUGAAGUAGAUGUGUCACCACAGAAUCUUGGAAUGAUUGCAGCUUAUUAUUAUAUUAAUUAUCGAACAAUUGAAUUAUUUAAUAAAUCAUUAACAUCAAAAAUUAAGUUUCAUACGUUACUUGAUAUUAUUUCCAAUGCUGCUGAAUAUGAAGAUAUUCCAAUUCGUCGUAAUGAAGAGAAUAUUUUAAAACAGCUUUCAACACAUUUACCAAAUAAAUUAAAUAAUGAUGUUAAAUUUAAUGAUCCACAUGUGAAAACUAAUCUUUUACUUCAAGCACAUUUAUCACGUAUACAAUUGUCAUAUGAACUUCAAAAAGAUACCAAUGAAAUUUUAAUCAAAGCUAUUCGUUUGAUUCAAGCAUGUGUUGAUGUUUUAAGUUCUAAUGGUUGGUCAUCAUCAGCAUUAAUAGCUAUGAAUUUAACACAAAUGAUAAUACAAGCUAUGUGGAAUAAAGAUUCUUAUUUAAAACAAAUACCACAUUUUACAAAUGAAAUUAUUCAACGAUGUAUUAAUCAGAAGAUCGAAAAUAUUUAUGAUUUAAUUGAAAUGCAAGAUAAUCAACGCAUAGAAUUACUUCAAUUAAAUACAUUACAAUUAUCUGAUGUUGCUCAUUUUUGUAAUCAUUAUCCAAAUAUUGAAGUAUCAUAUGAAAUUCCUAAUAAAGAUAAUAUCAUUGCUGAUAGUGUAAUUAAUGUAAAUGUAACAUUAGAACGUCUUAAUGAACUCUCUGGAUCAAUUAUGGCACCAUUAUUUCCACAAAAACGUCAAGAAGAAUGGUGGUUAGUUAUUGAAGAUUCAAAAACAAAUACUCUAUUAUCAAUAAAACGUUUUACAAUACAAGAAAAAACUAAAAUUGUUUUAGAUUUUAUUGCACCAUCAACAGGUAUAUAUGAUUAUAUACUUUAUCUAAUGUCUGAUUGUUAUAUGGGUUGUGAUCAUGAAUAUAAAUUUUCAAUUACUGUUCGAAAUAAUAUUAAUAUGACAUCAUGA